This is a messenger RNA of Cladocopium goreaui, 381 nucleotides long. The record is from the annotation of a GenBank genome assembly. Lineage: Eukaryota; Dinophyceae; Suessiales; Symbiodiniaceae.
AUGAUGGAGAGUUGCAGUUUCCUCCUCGGAGCCAGGUCCGUCCACGUGGAAGCAGCAAUCCACGGCAGAAAAGCGCUGGCAGAACUGUGUCCAAAUCGCAGAACUCCUAUGCCGGCGCUGACUUUCAGGACUUGCCCAAUGCUUCGCUGCACUGGCAAAGCUCCGACUGGAAGGAAGCCCAGGUUCAUGCGUCAUCACAUCGCAAUUCGUGAUCCCGGCAAUGUGCAGAUAGAAGCAAAGCGAACCAGCUUUCCCUGUAGAAGACGCAGCAGAAGAUGGCAACAUGGCUCCUUUUUUUGGGCCACAUUGACAGAGUUUUUCCCGUUCCCACAAUGUUUGCGCAUCUCCAUAUGGGCGUGUCUGAAAAUAGUGUACCCCUAA